CGCGCGCGGACGAGAUGGACGGAGUACAGUUUGUGUGUUUUUUUUUAACAUGAGGAUGAGCAUUAUUAAAUGCAAUUAGACUUGAUGAAAUGCCUUUAUCAAAGUCGCACCUCCGCUAGGAAAAGGUAAACAGUUGUAACCAUGGCAGCAAGUACUAUAAGGAGGCUUGAUGAGACCGUUGUUAACAGAAUAGCGGCUGGAGAGGUCAUUCAGCGACCUGCAAAUGCACUCAAAGAAAUGAUUGAAAAUUGCCUUGAUGCUCAAGCCACCAGUAUUCAAGUGACUGUGAAAUCAGGAGGGAUGAAACUCAUGCAGAUUCAGGACAACGGAACAGGAAUACGAAAAGAAGACAUGGACAUUGUGUGUGAACGUUUUACAACAAGCAAGCUGCGUCAGUUUGAAGACCUCAGUAAUAUUGCUACCUAUGGUUUCCGUGGUGAGGCUCUAGCAAGUAUCAGUCACGUUGCCCAUGUAACGAUCACAACCAGAACUGAAGAAUCUAAGUGCGCUUAUAAGGGCAGCUAUGGGGACGGUAAACUUAAAGGUCCGGUCAAGCCGUGUGCAGGAAACAAAGGAACGCAAAUAACAGUUGAAGAUCUGUUUUAUAAUGUGACAACCAGACGGAAAGCCCUUAAGAGUGCCAGUGAAGAACAUAAUAAAAUAGUUGAGGUUGUGAGUCGCUACGCUAUACACAAUGCUGGUGUAGCCUUCACCCUGAAGAAGCAAGGUGAGAGUUCAUCUGACGUCAGAACAACUCAGAAUUCCUCCACUCUCGAUACGAUAAGAACCAUCUAUGGCCCGUCUGUUGCUAGGGAAGUUAUGGAAGUUGAGAGUGAGAAUAGUAAGCUUGCUUUUAAGCUCCGUGGUUUCAUCUCCAAUGCAAAUUACUCCGUCAAGAAAUGUAUUUUCCUACUUUUCAUCAAUCAUCGUCUUGUUGAUUCAUCCAGUUUAAGGAAAGCUAUUGAGAUGGUCUAUGUUGCAUACCUCCCCAAGAAUUCCCAUCCAUUUCUUUACCUUAGUCUUGAGAUUACACCAAGCAACGUUGAUGUUAACGUGCAUCCGACUAAACAAGAAGUACAUUUCUUACACGAGGAAGCAAUAAUUGAAGAUAUCCAGAAAUGUGUGGAGCAGAAACUUCUGGGCUCAAACGCCUCAAGGACUUAUUUUACUCAGGCAUUGCUUCCUGGAGCUCCAGUAUCUGUCUCAGAAAUUACCCAGAAGUCGUCUGGGUCUUCGGAUAUCUCAAGUUCUUCAGCGUCUAAGACCGCAGUCUAUGCUCAUCAGAUGGUCAGAACUGAUGACAAGGCUCAAAAACUAGAAGCUUUUCUUCCCAAAAUGAAAAUGAUGUCGCCAUCAGUUGACUCUGAAAGAGAUGAUGAACUUUCUGAGAUGAGUAAAGGAGGCGACGUUGAGUUAAUCAAAGAUCUUGAGGAGGAGGAAAUUAACAAAAAGGAUGUAGCUACAUCUUCAACAUUCACUGCCAGGAAACGCCCAAUCGAUGAUGUCUUGCAAGAAGAUGAAGAUGUCCAGAUGUCAGGUCAAAGUUCAAGUAAAGGUCGGCGUGGGGGUGAAGGACACCAUCAUCGAGAGAUUCAAUUAACCAGCGUCUUAUCUUUACAGCAGAAGAUUGAGGAUGACAUGCAUAAAGAUUUGAGAGAGAUGUUGAGACAUCAUACUUUUGUUGGUUGCGUCAACGCAGAGUUUGCGCUGCUACAGCAUCAAACUAAGCUGUAUCUUGUCAAUACCUCCAAGCUGACCAGAGAACUCUUCUAUCAACUCAUGAUCUUUGAUUUCAGCAACUCAGGCAUCAUGAGGCUCUCUACACCAGCUUCGAUCUACGAUCUAGCGAUGUUAGCUCUGACCUCAGAGGAGAGUGGAUGGACAUCCGAUGAUGGACCCAAGGAACAAUUGGCUCAAUAUGUUCAAGAUCUUCUCGUCUCCAAAGCGGAACUACUCGACGACUACUUCUCAAUGCAGAUAGAUAAGGACGGAAACCUUUGUACUCUACCCCUUUUACUGGAUAAUUACAUACCAGCCUUAGAGAGACUGCCGAUGUAUGUACUCCGCUUAGCCACAGAGGUUGACUGGGAUGAAGAAGAGGAUUGUUUUAAGAGCUUUGCUAAAGAGACGGGUCUCUUUUAUUCAAUCCAUAAAAACAUCCGUCUGAAGGAGAGAGAUGAAAAACAAGAUCAGGAGUCGAGUGUUCCAUCGUCAACUGAGUCAGCGAUGCCAUCUUAUAAUUGGAGAUGGACAAUUGAACACGUCAUCUAUCCAGCCUUCAAAUCAAUUCUCUUACCUCCAAAGAGUUCAGCAGAAGACGCUAGCGUUCUUCAGAUUGCCAACCUGCCAGACUUAUAUAAAGUCUUUGAGAGAUGCUGAUGCUGUGUGGGCAGCGCGCCGUACCAACAAUGGCCCUCAUCACUUAACCCUGGUAGGGAUGUACUGAGAAACAAUGCUGAUGAUUGGCUCCCAAAAGUUACUACUUUGUGUGCGCACUUGUUAAAAACUUGUGUGGUUACUGGCUUGUGCUUGUGUGGCACUUGCAAAUGCAAGUAUUUUGACGCAACUCCAUUUAAACUGAAUCAUGUUUUUACACAGUCACCCAAAACGUCAUGCAGUAGGCCUAAGACAAAUCACAUGAUCAAAGAAGAAUAAGGGGGGGGGGCAGUUGUUUUUUUACCUUGAUGCCUCUGUUGCAGGUUACAAUACAGUACUUGAGCUGGCAUGGAUUGUCAGCAGGCUUAAUUGAAAUGUGCCAGAUUCCAGCACAUUAUAAUGAACCAGUUUCAAGGGUUAUGAGCCAGCAAGGCAUCCUGGAAAAAAAUUGUCUUGGUAGGAUUGAUCAUCCCUAGGACAGGGGGUGAUUCUGGUGUGAAGAUCCUUUCAAACUGCACAUCGAGGUGGUACGUCAUGGCCAAGCGGUUAAGAGCACCAGACUCGAGCUCUGGUGUUUCUGAUCAGCAGAAUGUGUUUGAGUCUCGGUCGUGGCACUUGUGUCCCUGAGCAAGAUACUGCACCAUAUUUGCUUUGUCAUUCGGUUGAGACAUUGGUAGUAAUACUUAUCAUGGAAGAGUAGUGGUUAACCUAGAAUUGCUGACAAGUCGUUAGGCACUGCCUAUUGCAAACACACAUUCUGCCAUUCAUGCAACAGUCACAGUGCGAUUUUACAUUCAUGCAACAUUAGUAGGUAGCGCGUGCGCAGCUCUAACACCACUGACUCACACACAUACUUGGAUCGAGGAUGAGUGUACCGUCCCCGUGACCACAUCGCGCUUAAAAAUGACCGACUUGAUUUCGAGACUAGGGAAACCCUGUGUUUCUGGUUCCGUAGCAAGCACCCUUCUUUACAGGUUUCCUCAGGCUCACUAAAGAGGCUUCCUUGGUUUUAUUACCAGAAAUAAUAUCUUGUUAUAAUUCUUGUCUUCAGUGAGGUUGAGCUCUUGCAUCAUCACAAUAUUUGCAAAUUGUGGCCCCAGUACUGUAAGUUUGAAUGAUGGAUCCUGUAGAUAAACAUCAUAUAUUAAUUAUAAAUGUCUUCCAUUUCUUUUAAGAGCCACUGUUCUUAUAGCAUUGUCAAAAAAUAGAUAUCUGUAUAUAUUUUAAGAAAAGUUAUAACUUUUAUAAAGAUUGUCUCUCUACAACUAUGCAAAUAUUUGGUUCUGUUUAAGACCCAUAGAGUUAUAUAUAAGAAUUAGAGGGCGCACUGGUGAUGCUUCUUGCACAAACGCAACGGGAUCGCAA
Asterias rubens (European starfish) is the source of this 3741-nucleotide messenger RNA. RefSeq names its product DNA mismatch repair protein Mlh1-like. The record is from RefSeq and is a predicted model, not a curated record. The transcript has 19 exons. NCBI's taxonomy places the organism in Eukaryota, Metazoa, Echinodermata, Asteroidea, Forcipulatida, Asteriidae. Gene Ontology annotation, biological process: mismatch repair. Gene Ontology annotation, cellular component: MutLalpha complex. Gene Ontology annotation, molecular function: ATP binding; ATP hydrolysis activity; mismatched DNA binding. The coding region runs from base 142 to 2379 and encodes 745 amino acids.